AUGUCGACGAACAGAGCAACGGCGGCGGGCGGGGGCGGAGCGGGGCCGACGGGGCGCAACGGCGGCAGUGGAGCGCGGGGGGCGCCUGGGAUAACGCUUCGUGCCUCUCUUCUUGCAGGGGGUUACGAGCGUUUCUCCUCAGAGUACCCUGAAUUCUGCGCAAAAACCAAGUUCCUGAGCAAUGUGUCACCCCCCAGCAGUGCUGAGCCCCUGGAUUUGGGCUGCAGUUCCUGUGGGACCCCUCUUCAUGAUCAGGGUGGCCCUGUGGAAAUCCUUCCCUUCCUCUAUCUUGGCAGCGCCUACCACGCUGCCCGGCGGGACAUGCUUGAUGCACUGGGCAUCACAGCCCUGCUGAACGUCUCCUCAGACUGCCCCAACCACUUUGAGGGGCACUACCAGUACAAGUCUAUCCCCGUGGAGGAUAACCACAAAGCCGACAUCAGCUCCUGGUUCAUGGAGGCAAUUGAAUACAUAGACUCGGUGAAGGAGUGUUGUGGCCGGGUCCUAGUUCACUGCCAGGCUGGUAUCUCCCGCUCAGCCACCAUCUGCUUGGCUUACUUGAUGAUGAAGAAGCGUGUCAAGCUGGAGGAGGCCUUUGAGUUCGUCAAGCAGCGCCGGAGUAUCAUCUCCCCCAACUUCAGCUUCAUGGGGCAGCUGCUGCAGUUUGAGUCGCAGGUGUUGGCCACCUCAUGCGCAGUGGAAGCUGUCAGCCCCUCGGGGACACUGCGGGAGCGGGGCAAGGCCACCUCCACCCCCACCUCCCAGUUUGUCUUCAGCUUCCCAGUCUCUGUGGGUGUCCAUGCCACCCCCAGCAGCCUCCCAUACCUGCACAGCCCCAUCACCACAUCACCCAGCUGUUAGCUCAGGGGCUGGGGCCAGCCAGACAGAUAGUGCCAGGUGCGGAGGGGCCAGGGGGGCAUGGAACCCCAUGAUGUUAAGCAAUAGUUCCGGACACUGCUGUUCACCCUGGACUCGAUGUCUUUUUCGUAGAGAAAUUUCUUACCUCAUCUUGUUUUUUUUGCUUUUUAAUUUUAUGUUUUGAAAGCAUGGGAAAUGGUAAAAGCCACAAACCCUGACAUUUUCCAGGCUCUUUGGGGGAGGGGAAAAAACAGUAUACUGGGUUUCCUCAAGUGCCUGGUCUUCAUCUCUUUCCAUCCCCAUUUUAUUGUCGUGUUU
Messenger RNA from Haliaeetus leucocephalus (bald eagle), 1176 nucleotides. RefSeq names its product dual specificity phosphatase 4 (gene DUSP4). Gene Ontology annotation, molecular function: protein tyrosine/threonine phosphatase activity; MAP kinase tyrosine/serine/threonine phosphatase activity. The record is from RefSeq and is a predicted model, not a curated record. Lineage: Eukaryota; Metazoa; Chordata; Aves; Accipitriformes; Accipitridae. Gene Ontology annotation, biological process: negative regulation of MAPK cascade; protein dephosphorylation; endoderm formation. The transcript is spliced from 4 exons. The coding region runs from base 1 to 861 and encodes 286 amino acids. Gene Ontology annotation, cellular component: cytoplasm; nucleus.